Molecule: messenger RNA, 754 nt
Organism: Sebastes umbrosus (honeycomb rockfish)
Lineage: Eukaryota; Metazoa; Chordata; Actinopteri; Perciformes; Sebastidae
Gene: gngt2b
Product: guanine nucleotide binding protein (G protein), gamma transducing activity polypeptide 2b
Exons: 4
Coding region: 315-527 (70 amino acids)
Biological process (GO): G protein-coupled receptor signaling pathway
Cellular component (GO): heterotrimeric G-protein complex
Molecular function (GO): G-protein beta-subunit binding
Source: RefSeq, a predicted model, not a curated record
GACUCAGCAGAAGAAAACAGAAGAAGGAGACAUCACCAUCCACAGGAGAAAGUAGAUCAGCACAGAAAUCUUAAGAGGUUAGGGCUCCUGAUUGUUUAAUCUCAUCACGGGGGAUUGGUGACAUCAUGUCCAAUCCUGUGGCGACCUCUCCCAAAAGCCAGCAGCAGGGAUCAGCUGGGAUGAAGAGCAGUGGGACAGCACGGAUCAGUCAGUGUGAAGAAGCAACCGGACUACAGUAAGGUAUACAGUCGAUGAGCUCUUAGGAGCCAACACAUUUCUCGGACUUUUGGGGAUCCCACCUUUCAACAGUCAGGAUGGCUCGGGAUAUGUCAGAUAAGGAAAUCCUGAAAAUGGAACUGGAACAGUUGAAGAAGGAAGUUAGCACAGCUAGGACACCACUGGCUGCAAACUGUACAGAGACGGUUUCUUAUGUUGAGGAGCUGUUGCCAAAUGAUCCGCUGAUUAAAGGCGUUCCAGAUGACAAGAACCCCUACAAGGGAGACAAGGGAGGCUGCGUAGUAACAUAGCACACAGACAUGCAGGGAACAGUCAAACAGUUUUUUAUGAGAGCCGGUUACAUCGCUGUAAUGUCCCUGUAGAAGUCUUGUGGAUAAAUUGUACAUUAGUGAGAAAACUAAGAUCUGUAAUGGUAUUGCUACCAGGACCUUUUCCAUCACCGGAUUACUGUACGUACCUGUUGAUAUGAAAAUGUUUAUCAAUUUGUAAUUAAAUGCAAAUAGCUGUACAAAGCGUU